AUUAUCAUAAAUUAUUCAGUAUCUCUUAGAAGCUUCGCAUCAGCCCGAGUGCACCUGGACAUUACACUUAAAUUGUUAUUUAUGAUUAUUUAUAAGAAGAGGGAUUUGCUUAAAUUAACUUAAAUAACUUAUUCUGAAAAUAGAUACUAUUUCCCCCCACGUUUUUCGCAUGGAAUAAUAACUCGGAGUCUAUUUUCACAUGUGCUGUUCUUUUAAUACUUAAUUGACAUUUUUGAACGCCAUAAAGCAGUCUUAUUAUUUUUGUUUCUUAUAUUUGAAGUGAUUUUCGACAUGUGGACCUUUCUUGGCAUUGCAAGUUUUACUUAUAUUUAUAAGAAAUGCGACGCCCUGGUGAGUUACGCGCCCAGAGAGCUGAUGGUGGCCGCGGUGCUGUGCGUGUCGGUGGGUCUGAUAUUCACGUGUCUCGGGCUCCGCGGACAGACACUCAAAGCGCCUCAAUUUCUCCAGAUACCUUUCAAACUCUUGUCUACAUUCUCCCUGACCAGAAAACUCUUCUCCACGUCUAGUACAGACAGCUGUAGUCGAACUUCUAAAAAGAGAGAUGUAAAGCGAAGGAGAGCGACUGACAGUCAGUGUGAUCAGGCAGAGGAUCCCGAGGUCAUCAUAGUGGGUGCUGGUGUUCUGGGAUCAGCCAUGGCCGCCGUCCUGGCCCGAGAUGGCCGGAGGGUCACAGUGGUGGAGAGGGACAUGAAAGAACCAGAUCGGAUAGUGGGAGAACUUCUGCAGCCGGGAGGAUAUCGGGCACUCAAGGAACUCGACCUGGAGGGUACUGUUGAGGGUCUGGAUGCACAUGUGGUGAAUGGAUAUGUAAUCCACGACCUGGAGAGCAGGACGGAGGUGGAGAUCCCAUAUCCACAGCUAGAGAACAGCAUUCAGGGUGGACGAGCCUUCCACCAUGGACGCUUUAUCAUGGGACUGCGUCGAGCUGCCCUCGCUGAGCCCAAUGUGAAGUUCGUGGAGGGAACGGUGACAAGCCUGGAGGAAGAUGAUGAGUGUGUGACAGGAAUUCAGUACAGGGAGAAAGACUCUGGGAUGAUCAAGGAGAUCCGUGCUCCCCUGACUGUGGUCGCUGACGGCUGUUUCUCCAAGUUCCGUAAGAAUCUAAUUUCUGGGAAAGUUAAAGUAUCGUCUCAUUUUGUUGGAUGCAUAAUGAAGGACUCACCUCAGUACAAGCCCAAUCAUGCAGAGCUGGUUCUAGCUGAUCCCAGUCCGGUGUUGAUCUACCAGAUCUCCUCCAAUGAGACUCGGGUUCUGGUGGAUAUCAGAGGAGAGAUGCCCCGAGACCUUAAGCAGUACAUGACAGAAAAAAUCUACCCACAACUACCAGAGCAUUUAAAGGAGCCGUUCAUGGUGGCAUUGCAGAAUGAUCGUUUGAGAACAAUGCCAGCCAGCUUCCUGCCACCCUCACCAGUCAAUAAACCAGGGGUUCUGCUCUUAGGAGACGCGUAUAACAUGCGUCAUCCUCUGACCGGUGGCGGGAUGAGCGUUGUGCUGAAUGACGUCCGCAUCUGGAGAGACCUGCUAAAGAACAUCCCUGAUCUCUAUGACAAUACAGCUGUGCUCCAGGCAAAGAAGAAAUUCCACUGGGAGCGGAAAUCAUCUCACUCGUUUGUAGUGAACAUCUUGGCUCAAGCACUGUAUGAGCUGUUUGCUGCGACCGACAAUUCACUGUAUCAGUUGAGAAAAGCCUGUUUCCACUAUUUCAAACUUGGCGGAGAAUGUAUCAACGGACCGAUCGGCCUUCUGUCAGUAUUGUCACCAAAACCCUUGACUCUAAUCUGUCACUUUUUCGCGGUGGCCCUGUACGCCAUUUACUUCAGCUUCAAAUCUGAAUCCUGGCUAACAAUUCCACGAGCGCUGGUCAAUAGUGGAGCCAUCCUGUACAGAGCCUGUACCGUGAUGUUUCCUCUCAUUUACUCAGAGUUACAGUACCUGGUUUACUAGGAAGGAACUUUCAAACUGAAAAAGAAACUGAUUUUUAAUUUCUCCUGCCAUUGAAAGGGACACAUCUGCCACUGGUGGCUACAUCCAAGUGCCUCAUUUUCAUUUGGAAAAAAGGGAUUCCUGUCAGAAGACUGCAAAAGGAGCAAGCCUCAGAUGAGGAAAUACGCAUUGUUAAUAGACUUAUAUUUUCAUAAUGAAAUUUGCCUUGAACCCUGCAAUUAAAUGUGGAAAAAUCCUGUGCUUUAUUUUAAAGUCAAUAUUGCUGAGUGCAAAAUUAAUUGAUUAAACCACUAGGCUACUUGACUUUUAAAACUGUGUAAAUGUUUUCCUUGUUUUCAAAAUACUAAAGACAAUCAAUGGGAUUGCAUCUCAUUUGUGGUUAAAGCACCCGUUUUCCUCGAUUCAGUGCUUUUUCAGAUUUUUUUCACAAUUUUGCACGUCUUGAUUUUCACAUGGUACUCUCAUUAUCAUUUUUGCCUUCCUCUGUUGUUUAAAAAGUUUUCAGGUCAACAUGUAGUGCUGUCUAUCUCUUUAAAUUUGCAGUAAAUAUGGCAUUCUAUUCAAAGUAAAAUCAUGUGCAUAUUUUCUGAAAGAGGACAAGAGCUUUAAUGUGAAGAUUGAAUUAGUUUCUAAUGUGAAAUACUUCAACCAUGAGUGUGUGGUUAUGACGGUGUUACAUUUGUGUUCAUAAUAUUUCUGGCUUUGUGUAUGUAGCCACUCGACCGUUCUUCAGUAUAAUUUACCCUCUUUGUAUAUAUUUUUUGUUAUAUUUGGGGUCAAAUAUAGUUUUAAAUAUUAUAAGACUGGAAUACCCAGAGACAUUUGUGAA
Molecule: messenger RNA, 2794 nt
Organism: Pimephales promelas (fathead minnow)
Lineage: Eukaryota; Metazoa; Chordata; Actinopteri; Cypriniformes; Leuciscidae
Gene: sqlea
Product: squalene epoxidase a
Biological process (GO): sterol biosynthetic process; cholesterol metabolic process
Cellular component (GO): endoplasmic reticulum; membrane
Molecular function (GO): squalene monooxygenase activity; flavin adenine dinucleotide binding
Source: RefSeq, a predicted model, not a curated record